Papaver somniferum (opium poppy) is the source of this 696-nucleotide messenger RNA. RefSeq lists its product as uncharacterized. Bases 1 to 696 code for a protein of 231 amino acids. Gene Ontology annotation, molecular function: nucleic acid binding; RNA-DNA hybrid ribonuclease activity. The transcript has 2 exons. NCBI's taxonomy places the organism in Eukaryota, Viridiplantae, Streptophyta, Magnoliopsida, Ranunculales, Papaveraceae. The record is from RefSeq and is a predicted model, not a curated record.
AUGGUAGACCAUGCCAUCCACGUCACUGCGCUAAGGCAUGCCGGGGAUUGUCCAGAUUGUUCGAUGAUUUCUGAUGAUUCGGUUCCUGUUGUUGAUGCAUCGAGUUCUUCUAAUGAACUGGUGAGUUUGAUUCGUAAGAUUGAAGGUGAUACUACACUUACGGAUCACGAGAAAGCUAAGAAACGACAACAACUGUUGUCUGGAUCAUUGAAAUCUUCAGAUCUUGAUGAUGAUGAGAUGAAGAAGAAAAGUGGUGGUAGGAAUGAUAUGAUGAAGAUUCUGGAUGAUAAACUUAACUGUUCCUUUUGCAUGCAGUUACCUGAUAGACCUGUUACUGUGCUGAAGUUUUUUGGUCUUAAAAGCAGGAAGGUUAACUAUACCAGAGUGAAGGAAAUCUUUUUUCAACUUCCUCCCCAGAAUCAGAUAGUUUUGUAUUGUGAUGGAGCCUCUAGAGGCAAUCCAGGGGUCUCAGGGUACGGUUUUAUUGGUAGAAGACACACAAGAGAGUUAUUGAUUGCUUUUUCAGAGGGUUUGGGAAUAUCUACCAAUUAUGUAGCAGAGGUGUUAGCAAUUCUGAAUGCAGGUGAAUGGGCAAUAAGUGAAGGCCAUUUGGAGGUUAUUUUCAGGACUGAUUCAACUGUUGUAAUGCUAUCUUUCAUGAAGAAUAAAGUCUCAUGGUUUGCUGAGAAUAGAUAG